Messenger RNA from Pyricularia grisea, 1938 nucleotides. RefSeq lists its product as uncharacterized. Bases 210 to 1733 code for a protein of 507 amino acids. NCBI's taxonomy places the organism in Eukaryota, Fungi, Ascomycota, Sordariomycetes, Magnaporthales, Pyriculariaceae. Gene Ontology annotation, biological process: response to toxic substance; proteolysis; L-homocysteine catabolic process. The record is from RefSeq and is a predicted model, not a curated record. Gene Ontology annotation, cellular component: cytoplasm. Gene Ontology annotation, molecular function: cysteine-type aminopeptidase activity. The transcript is spliced from 2 exons.
GCCGCUUCCACCAAUCCAGGAUAGUUCAGACCAGACGUUGUCUCGACUGGCUUUCUCGCCACUUCAAUUUCCUAACAAUAACAUCCUCCCACCAUUGUGCUCAACUGUUGUUUGUCUUUCUGUCUUUUCCUGCCUCUUCAUCAUCACAGUAGCUAAGUGUUAUAGUAGCUAAGGGGUCUCCUUUACAGCUACACUGAGCUCUGUCCAUCAUGGGUGCUGAACAAUCAAAGCUACCUGGCGAACAGCAACGCGAGAAGGUGCUAGCUCGCAGAUCUCGCAACGACCUCGACCUGCUCAGCUUUGAUGAUGAUUGUGUGCAUGUCGACGAGAAGCAAAUAGGUGGUGGCCCUCAGCUCGCCCGAGAUGCGGAGGAUUUGCCUAUUUCCCAGAUGGCGGACUGGCAAAGCUCCAUUCUCGCAGAUCCGAAGAAUAGACUCGCCCUUACUGCACUGUCUGCAUACCAGCCUAAGGAGCUGCUACUGAACCGCCGGCUUACAAGCAACGACCUCCACGUCUUCAACCUCAAGGUUCCAUUUGAGGGCGGCCCUAUAACGAACCAGAGGAGCUCCGGGAGAUGUUGGCUCUUUGCAUCCACAAACGUCUUCCGCGUGGCAAUCAUGCAAAAGUACAAACUUGAUGCAUUUGAGUUGUCUCAGAACUACCUCUUCUUCUGGGAUAAACUGGAGAAGAGCAACUAUUUUCUCGAACAGGUUUUGGACACAGCAGACAUGGAUCUCGACUCUCGUUUAGUGCAAACUCUGGUCCAAGCUCCCUUGAGCGAUGGAGGGCAGUGGGAUAUGGUCGUGAACCUUGUGAACAAGUACGGCCUGGUUCCUCAGAUUCUUUACCCCGACAGUUUCAAUGCAACUUCGUCCUCGACGAUCAACAGCAUUGUAUACAGCAAGCUGCGCGAGUAUGCCUUGAUCCUCCGCAAGAUGAUGCGCUCUCCCAAGACGACCGCCGAGCAGCUCUCGCACACCAAGGUCAAGAUGGUCAAGGACAUUUACACGGUGCUGACGCUCACGCUCGGCCCUCCACCCUCGGCUACGGAAAAGUUCACGUGGACCUUUGCAGACAAGAACGGCAAGGCCCGCGAGGUUCAGACCACGCCGCUUGAGUUCGCCAAGGACAUCUAUAGUGCCGAGUUCCGCGUGACGCAUUCGACCAUCACGAACAUGGUGUCGCUGGUGAACGACCCUCGCAACGACUACAUGAGCUUGCUGACAGUCGACCGGCUCGGCAAUGUCGUGGGAGGCCGUGGUAUCACUUACAUUAACGUAGCCAUGGACAAACUCAAGUCGGCAUGCGUGGCCAUGUUGAAGGCCGGUCAGCCAGUAUUUUUCGGCUGCGACGUUGGCAAGUUCAGCAACACAGCCCUUGGAGUGAUGGAUCUUGAUCUCAUCGACUAUGAGCUCGGCUUCAACGUUGGGGUGCUUGGAAUGUCCAAGGCCGACAGGUUGCGGACCGGUGAGAGUGCCAUGACCCACGCAAUGGUUCUCACGGCGGUGCACAUCGACGAAAAGACUGGCAAGACAGUGAGGUGGCGUGUCCAGAACAGCUGGGGCGAGGCCGCCGGCGAAAAGGGCUGGUUCGUUAUGAAGGAUUCGUGGAUGGACGAGUUUGUGUACCAGGCAGUCGUCGAUGUCCAAGUCCUAUCGAAGGAGGUUAAGGAUGUGCUCAAACAGAAGCCAGUUGAGCUUCCGCUGUGGGAUCCUAUGGGAGCACUGGCCUGAUUUCCCGGUGAUACCCGACUCUCCAAGCUUUCUUUAUUCUUGUUCUUUUUUUAUGGAUUCCGUCGUAUUAGAUCGCGACUUAGUUGCGUUUCUUAUUUAUGGUUUUGAUAUGGGGCGUGGGUCAUUAUGAAUUUGGCUUUUGGAUAUGUUUUGGAUUGUUUCUUAUGAACUUAACAAUGACAGAUGUUAUAUCCUUUCUCCGUAA